Molecule: messenger RNA, 895 nt
Organism: Gadus macrocephalus (Pacific cod)
Lineage: Eukaryota; Metazoa; Chordata; Actinopteri; Gadiformes; Gadidae
Product: retinoic acid receptor alpha-A-like
Exons: 4
Coding region: 207-644 (145 amino acids)
Biological process (GO): cellular response to corticotropin-releasing hormone stimulus; regulation of transcription by RNA polymerase II; retinoic acid receptor signaling pathway
Cellular component (GO): nucleus; transcription regulator complex
Molecular function (GO): nuclear receptor activity; nuclear glucocorticoid receptor binding; RNA polymerase II cis-regulatory region sequence-specific DNA binding
Source: RefSeq, a predicted model, not a curated record
AUGCAUCCUAAACCCUCACACUAACUGCUCCUGACAAGCUGGCCUUGCAUGGUUGGCUCCGCCAUCGGUGUGUGAAUGUGUGUAGCUUUAGAUACAAGCGUCUGCUAACUGCCCUGAAUGCAAUCAGCUUUUAUGCUAAUUAUGUUAUAACCAUUUGUUAUGCUAUGUUAAAGCCCUCGUCCUUGCUCACUAUUCUAUAACCAUGAAUGCUCACUGGGCAGUUGCCAGCUUCUACGCCAACUAUGCAUGAGCGAGCUUGGAUCCAUACUAGGCUUGAUGCACCUUCCUCUAAGCAAACCAUGCCAUCUCCCGGUCAUCCCAUUCAGCUGCCCUUGGAGAUGGACGACGCCGAGACCGGCCUGCUCAGCGCCAUCUGCCUGCUGUGCGGAGACCGACAGGACCUGGAGCAGUCCGAUAAGGUGGACGUUCUUCAGGAGCCCUUGUUGGAGGCUCUGAAGAUCUACGUGAGGAGGAGGAGGCCGGACAAGCCCAGCAUGUUCCCCAAGAUGCUGAUGAAGAUCACCGACCUCCGGAGCAUCAGCGUCAAGGUGAACUGGCACCAGCAGCAGGAGGGAGAGGAGAGGCAGUGGGUGCACCAAGAGGGAGAGUUGGAAGAGGAAGAGCAGGGAGAGGAAGAGCUGUGAGAGGAGGUGCAGCUGGAAGAGGAAGAGCUGUGAGCGGAGGUGCAGCUGGAAGAGGAAGAGCUGGCAGAGGAGGGGCUAGGAGGGGGAGAAGAGGAAGAGCUUUGUGAUGUGAUGCUGCAGCUGGACUUUGAUCUUCAUUUCUCCUGUGGGGAAUAUAUAUAUUUAAUUUGUAACACAUUUUUGGGAAGUGGGUUGACCAGUUGCACAUUGUAAUUCUUCUGUAAAUAUUAAACAGAAAGGUUUUUCAUGUA